UGCACCCUCGAGGAAGGGUUCUGUGGCUGGAGACAAUCCGACCAGGACCGGUCCAACUGGGUGCUGCAGCAGGGGCCUCAUUAUUAUUACCCCGGGCCAGAUUUCGACAGGACGUUUGGCAAUACCAGUGGCCACUACAUCUGGCAUAGAACGUCAUAUGGUUAUAGAGGCAGAAACGCUGUACUUCUCAGCCCUGUCGUAUCGCCAAGUAGAGAACAGAUCAGAAAUACGUGGUGUUUUAGUUUCUGGUACAAUAUGUAUGGAAGCGACAUGGGGACUCUCAAUGUGUACCAGCUUCCAGCAAAUCAGACAAUCAGUGAGGGUGAAAUCCUCUUAACCAGAAGCGGUCAAUAUACGAAUGCAAGGGUUUGGUUGAAAGCCAGGAGUUGUGUGAGAAAUGCUACUUCGGAAUUUCAAAUUGCUCUUGAGGCAGUCCAUGGUUACGGCUAUCGGUCGUACAUAGCAAUCGAUGACAUUAAUACUGUUAUCCCUCGAAUGUUCCUCUUUGAUUCAACCGAAGACUUUCCUUCUGAUGCUGGAAAAGCAGUUCUUGUGGAAGGAGAAGAUCAUGCAUUUACGUGCAUGGUACCAGACAUGAACCACGAUCUAGAAUUUGUGUGGACCUUGGCUGGCCAGCGAGUAAACAGAAGCGUCGACACCAUCGACGGACUGGACGUUAGCAGUAGUGUCGUUGUGUCACCUAACAGAGACAUCGAUGGAAAGAUACUACAAUGCGAAGCGUUCGACGCAGAUGGCGAGCUGAUUGACAAUAUGACUGUAUCAAUCGCUGUAAGAGCAAGCGCAACCUUCAACUGCACCUUUGAGAGAGGACUUUGUGGAUGGAGACAAUCCAACGAGGACAGAUCCAACUGGCUCCUGCAGCAAGGGGGAACUCUUUAUUCAAUUUACACCGGGCCACAUUUCGACAGGACGUUUGGCAAUGCAAGUGGGCACUACACCUACUUCAAAGCGAAUUCAGGGAACAACGCUAUACUUGUCAGCCCUGCAGUUUCGCCAAUUAGAGAACAGCUGGACAAGUGGUGUUUCAGUUUCUGGUACAAUAUGUAUGGAAGCGGCAUGGGAACUCUCAAUGUGUUUAAGCUUCCAGUCAAUCAGACAAUCAGUGAGGGAGAAAUCAUCUUUACGAGAAGCGGUCAAUAUACGAACGGAACGGUUUGGUUAAAGGCCAGGAGUUGCUUGAGAAAUGCUACGUCAGAAUUUCAAAUUGCCUUUCAGGCAGUCCGAGGGUACAACUCUUACUCGGACAUUGCAAUUGACGACAUUGAUAUUGUUAUCCCUCGAAUGUUUCUCUUCGAUUCAAGUGAGGACUUUCCUUCUGAUGCUGGAAAAGCAGUCCUUAUGGAAGGAGAAGACCAUGCAUUUACGUGCAUGGUUUCAGACAUGAACCACGAGGUACAAAUUGUCUGGACCUUUGCUGGACAGCAAUUAAAACCAGUCAGUAAUAGAAGCGUCGACACCGUCAACGGAGUAACCGUUAGCAGUAGUGUCGUUGUCUCACCUAACAGAGACAUCCAUGGAAAGACACUACAAUGCGCAGCGUUCGACGCAGAUGGUGAGCUGAUCGGCAAUAUGACUGUAUCAAUCGCUGUAAAAGUAAAACCGAGGUCAUCAUUAAUGUCCAUGAUUGGUCCCAUUGGCAAACUAAGACCAGGUGGCACAGCGAACAUUGCAACUGGUAUAUCACAUACCUUUACUUGUCAGACAAAGGAUACGUGGCCUGAGGCCAAAAUUCAGUGGUAUCUUGGUGACAUCAGGAGAGAUAUAUAUCGACCUACUUUUAGAGGAAGCGAUGAGUUGGCGACCACAAGAGACAGUUGGGCAUUUACUCCUACCUCUGACAGCAGUGGAUUGGAGUUGAGGUGUGUGGCCAGUGUUGAAGAGCCGUUCGACGCUCAGGCAUCUUUUGCAGUCAGACUGGUUGUCAAUUCGACAGUAGGUUUGAACUGCACCUUUGAAGAAGGGUGGUGUGGCUGGGAGCAGUCGACAGCAGACCGUACAGACUGGAAACUCCAGGUGGGAUCGGCAUGGAAUGGCCCCGCAUACGACAGGACCAACGGAGAUUACACGGGCCGUUAUGCCUACUUUCGUGCGUCAUACUGGUCCGAGGGCAGCAACGCUGUGUUCGUCAGCCCCGCAGUUGUUCCGAGCAAAGAACAGAUCGGCAACUACGCGUGGUGUUUCAGUUUCUGGUACAACAUGUACGGAAGAAAUAUGGGUACUCUAAAUGUGUCUCGCGUGCCUGUUGGCGGUUCAGUCACUGAAGGUGAAGUUCUGUUUUCAAGAAGCGGUGAGCAAACGAACCGGACAACAUGGCUGGAGGCUGAGAUUUGUAUCACGAAUUUAUCUUCGAGCUUCUUCAUAGCGUUUGAAGCGAUUCGUGGCAACGGCUACUACUCAAAUAUUGCCAUCGAUGACGUGAAAUCCCAAGUGCCAUGGACAUCUAUCACGUUAUUUGAAUGGUUUGGAUACUACCUCUCUAUGGGAGACAUAGUGUAUGUGUCGGAUGGAGAGCAUUAUCCAUUCACGUGCACCGUACCUGGCAUAAGAACACCCGUCUCGCUCUCAUGGACGCUAGGGGGAAUGGAAGUUUCUACAGUCAAAAACAAGAAUCUCACAGAUGCCGACGGUUUCACCACUACCACCAGUACAGUUACAAUACCCAUUUCUGGCAGCAAUCACGGGGAGCUACUUGAAUGCAUGGCUUUUGUCGAAGGGAGGCAUCCCGUCGUCAACAUAUUCGUUACUCUUGAUGUGAAAGUAAAACCAAGAGAAUCGAAUAUGCUGUUGCAUAUUACAAACCAGACUACGACCGAUUCUUCACCUGGCAUGGACGCAGGUACACUACAAUAUUUCACGUGUGAGAUAUUGGGCAUCAGACCAGCAGCGACUAUUGAGUGGUUCUUGGAUGGUGUUUCACAGCACAUCGUAAGCCCGCCCCCUGGAGAAGACGAUUGGUUGGUUGACGUGUCAGACACAUGGUCAUUCACGCCCUCAAGAGCCAAUCACGGCCAGGAAGUGAAAUGCGUAGCAAACAACACGGAGUCAGAGGAACCGUUUCCAUCAAAGGUCCUCACCGUUCUCGUCAAUGGACCACCAGACAGUCUGGCCAUUACUGGUUCCCCUACCAUGACUUCUAAUAAACCCAGCAUUUUGGUGUGCCGUGCGUACACGGGAUAUCCAGAAAGCUGGAAUCUGGUUUGGUCCAAUGGCGACACACCUUUGCCGAGUCCAACAACCGUAUAUGCAUCAUUUGGCAGUGGAUUCAUGUUCACAAGUACCCUGGCUUUCACACCGAGGAGAGAAGACAAUGGAAACUACAUAACCUGCUCUGCACAAAAACCUUCGUGGAACAGCCCAACCGAAGUUGGAUACUUUGGUCCAGUAAACGUUCAGUAUCGGCCGGAGUUCACACUCAUACAAGUCUACCCUGUAGGACAAAUUAUCGAGGGAGAUGACGUCAUUCUGUCAUGCGGUGCAGACGCCAAUCCCAAGCCCACAAACUUCAUCGCGUGGGAGAAGGUCGGGUCUCCUGACUCCUUACCCUCCUUCUACCGCGAUGGAACUAGCACGCUGACACUAAGCAACAUCAGCAGGGAGCAGGCUGGGACGUACAGGUGCAGCGGAGACAACGGUGUACCACCCGUGGUUUAUUCCAACCAAGUCGACGUCAUUGUGCGUUAUAAGCCCCAUCCUCCGGGGGCCGUCUUGAUUCGUACUGGGAAACUAUCGUCUGAGUCGCUCACGGUCACCUGGACUCCAAGGAGCGCCGGAGACGAACCGCAGUGGUACCGUGUCAACCAUCGCGAGCUGGAAACCACCACUGACUUCAGCCCCAGCACGCAAAGCGGAAGACUCUACCAUGUCAGCGAGUACACAGUGUACGGUCUGCGGCCCGACACCGAGUACGAGGUCGAGGUUUACGCUGAGAACGCCUAUGGUGCGAGUGAAGUUUUGACAACAGUCGGAAAGACCCUUUCACCUGUUGCUCCCUCAGUCGUCGGCAUACUGACAAGCUGGCCGUUUUUAACUGCCAUCAGUGUACUGGGGAUACUUUUGUUCAUCAGCAUCGCGAUACAUACGGUCGGCUGCUUCUACCGUAAACAAAAGAAGGGACAAGUUGUUUCUCAACGAGCUGGGACCGGAGGUCAGGUCCGGUUCGUUGCAGGUACAGGAUGCCACGAAAACAUGGGGAUCCCUAUGCAACCCAUUCGCGCAGUCGUAAGUGAUCCGAUUGAGUCUACCUAUGCUGACAUCCCGGACUGCCGCGCAGCUAUCUCGCGAGAUCAGCUGACCUUCCUGCGAGAACUGACCCAGGGCACCUUCGGGAAGGUGCUACUUGCAAGAGCCGUGGGCAUCGAGCAGCGAGGCCUUAUCACCCAUGUGGCUGUCAAAACAGUAGAAGAUGAAAGCGACCCGAAGGAGAAAGAGAACCUGAUUCGAGAGUUGAAUGCAAUGAAACCUCUCAGUGAUCACGUGAAUGUCGUUAAGCUCCUUGGAUACAGCAUGGACGAAGACCCGAUUUACGUCAUCAUGGAACACGCGGCGAAUGGGAACCUGAAGGAGGUCCUUGCUGAAAGUUGCACCAAACAGGUGUAUGACAACCUGCGAGGGGCUGUGUGCGCAUCCCUCACACCCAACGCUCUGCUUAGUCUGGCCAGCGGCGUGGCCGAAGGCAUGGCUUACUUGGCUUCACAAGGGUGUCUUCAUAAAGACCUUUCCGCCCGCAACGUUCUCGUCAGCGAAGAUAUGGUAAGCAAGCUAUCCGAUUUUGGAUUCGCCAGUGACGUCGCCGCAAUGAGAACAUACCAACGCAAGAGCACGGGAUUUUCCCCUUUGCGCUGGAUGGCGUUGGAGUCCGUUCUUGAUGAUGUGUACACAACAGAGAGUGACGUGUGGUCUUUUGGGGUUCUGCUGUGGGAAAUAGUAACCCUCGGUGGCCACCCCUACCCGACCCUGAGUGCCAAAAAAGUGAUUUCCAAAGUGAAGUCAGGGUACCGGAUGCCCCGUCCCGAUCACUGCUGCAUGCAAUUGUACCAAGUGAUGCUCUCUUGCUGGUCUAAGAACCCGGCAGCCCGACCUACAUUUCCAACGCUCAGUGAGAAGCUAGGUGGACUGUUGGAAAAAGCUAACGAAUCCAUAUGGUUGGAAAGCUGCCAGGAGAGCAUCUACAAAAUGUCGGUCGCAGGUGGAUCAGACUUUGAAAAGAUCUAAGCGAGUAAUCCAGCGAGUGUGCACCAUGAAAAAGACCUCAUUCGAAAUUGUACCUUAUAGAUGUACAUUUUGGAUGCAGAUUUUGCUUAAGUUCUGAAUUAAUAGUGUAACCAAGUAGUAAAAAAAGAUAAGAAAACUAAAUCAAAAAUGAAGAGCUUACAGGCCCGUGAAGUUCAAGUGAAUCACAAGAGAUUUUAAUGAGACCACAAAAAUUCAUUACAUACAAAGAUUAAUCUAAUAAUAAAUCGGGAGUGAGAAGUCAGAAAGUUGUCCAACUACAAUGUGCUUAUAAAAUAUCUGUAGUUCGAUCAAGAACAAUAAUAGGUUGCGAUGCAAAGAGGCAAUGUACGGCCAAAAUGUAAGGGCAAAAGACACUUAAUAUGCAAAGGCAAAAUAUAGCCUAAAUGCAAAGGCAAAACACAGCCUAAAAUGCAAAACUACCAAAUAUGGGGGCAGGUAAAAUACCUAAAGGAAAAUAAAUGAAUCAUAAUUAAUAAAUACAUCUCAAUGUGAACAGUCAAAUGUAUUACAACAAAAUUAUGUCUCGUGUGAAUCCUUAUAUAUGGGGCACGCCCUAAAGGGGCUCACUAACCACUAAGAAUAUCUUUACAUCGAA
Patiria miniata (bat star) is the source of this 5848-nucleotide messenger RNA. RefSeq lists its product as uncharacterized. Gene Ontology annotation, molecular function: protein binding; ATP binding; transmembrane receptor protein tyrosine kinase activity. Bases 256 to 5232 code for a protein of 1658 amino acids. The record is from RefSeq and is a predicted model, not a curated record. Lineage: Eukaryota; Metazoa; Echinodermata; Asteroidea; Valvatida; Asterinidae. Gene Ontology annotation, cellular component: signaling receptor complex; membrane. The transcript is spliced from 28 exons. Gene Ontology annotation, biological process: multicellular organism development; positive regulation of kinase activity; cell surface receptor protein tyrosine kinase signaling pathway.